Gadus macrocephalus (Pacific cod) is the source of this 1259-nucleotide messenger RNA. RefSeq names its product beta-1,4-galactosyltransferase 3. NCBI's taxonomy places the organism in Eukaryota, Metazoa, Chordata, Actinopteri, Gadiformes, Gadidae. Gene Ontology annotation, biological process: carbohydrate metabolic process. The record is from RefSeq and is a predicted model, not a curated record. Gene Ontology annotation, molecular function: glycosyltransferase activity. Bases 16 to 1236 code for a protein of 406 amino acids. The transcript is spliced from 6 exons.
CCCCCGUGCGGUUGCAUGCUGCUAAGACAUCUCGACGAGGUGUCGCCGAUCGCUUGCCUUGGCCCCCUGCCCCCCCCCCCCGUCGCCGUGACGACCCCCCCCCCUGCCUCCGUCGCCAUGGUGAGCUUCCAGUCCAAGUGGCGCUACUUGUUCAUGUUCCUGGGCGUGCAGCUGGUCGUCAUGGCGCUGCUGUCCCGCGAGGGCUACCAGAGACGGGUCACCUACUUCAUGCGCAUUUUCCGCAAAGGCGACGGGGUCGCCCGUAACCUGUCGGCCACGGGCAGUGACGUCUACGCCAACCUGACCAUCCUGGCCAGGGCCCCGUCCAGCAGCGACGUCAUGACCUACUGCCCCCAGACCUCGCCCUUCAUACGUGGGCCUAUCCAUGUCAGCUUCCCUUCGGGCCUGACUCUGGCGCAGGUGCAGCGGAAGAACCCCCUGGUGGUGAGGGGGGGUCGCUACCGACCGCCCGGCUGUGAGUCCAGGCACAGCACAGCCAUCAUCAUCCCCCACAGGAACCGGGAACACCACCUCAAGUUCCUCCUCUACUACCUGCACCCCUUCCUCCAGCGACAGCAGCUCAACUAUGGGAUCUACAUCAUACACCAGGCCGGGAACUACACGUUUAAUCGAGCCAAGCUAAUGAACGUGGGCUUCCGGGAGGCGAUGCGAGAGGAAAACUGGGACUGCCUGUUUUUCCACGAUGUGGACCUGAUCCCAGAAGACGACCGCAACACGUACAUCUGUGACGCCAACCCAAAGCACGCUGCCAUCGCCAUGGACAAGUUUGGCUACAAGCUUCCUUACAAUUUGUACUUCGGAGGCGUGUCUGCUCUGACUCCGCUGCACUACCUCAAGAUGAACGGCUUCCCCAACAACUACUGGGGCUGGGGGGGGGAGGACGACGACAUCGGAGUCAGGGUUUCUCUCGGUGGGAUGCACAUCACGCGUCCGUCUGUGAGAGUCGGCCGCUACAAGAUGAUCAAACACAAGCUGGACAAAGGCAACGACAUCAAUCCUAAACGAUUCAACAUGCUGGCCAAAACCCGCCAGUCGUGGAAGCUGGACGGGAUGAACACUGCAGAGUAUGAGAUCGUACGGCGCCAGCACCGUCCCCUCUACACCAACAUCACGGUGGACAUCGGCACAGAGGAAGGCCUCCACAAAACCCCAGCAGCUGCCAAGCCAGAACCCGUCGACCCAGCCAAACCCAACCAGGAGCAAGGGAAGAGCUAGGGGCACUGCUGGGGAGUUGCAGU